GAUUGAAAGCUUUGAAGAAUCAACAAAGGCAGAAGCAAUGGGUGAAAUGACCCAAGAACCAGGCUUUGAAAUUCCAAACCAGGAAGAAGAUGACCUUAAACUCCAAGAACCCAUCAACCUAUCCCUCCUCCACCUUGAUAACUUCAAGAACAACCAGCAAAACCGCCAUUCGUGCACAACCUGUGCCUGCAAUGUCACCGCUUCCAACCCAAUGAAACGUCCUUCUCCUGAAUCAAUCGCUGAACACAAGUCCAAAAAGCCUUUGCUCGAGAAUCAGUACUCCCUUUCUGGCUUCUCCAAGAUCCCUCUUCCACUGCUUCAACGCUCUACUUCUGACCCUUAUACACCUACAAAACCUAACCUUUCGGACACUGCAAAGACCUUAGAAGAUACCCCACUGUCAAAAGGAAGUGCUUCUUCUUCAUUGCCUCCAAGAGCCCCUGUCUUAAGCAGGUCUAUAUCUGAUCCCAUUUUUUCUCCUGCCAAGUCCUUGUCAAGGUCUUCAAGCUCCUACGAGAUGGGGGUGGAAUUGAUCAAGGAAGAGAGUCCCAGUGCCAAGAGAUUGAAGAGAAUGAAGGAGCGGAUGAAAGAAAUGAGCAAUUGGUGGGGUGAGGCUAUGCAAGUUGAAGAUGUACUGUGCACCACUGAGGCAAUCAAGGAUAAUGGUGAGCCAGAUUGUGAAGAAGCUGUGAGAGUGGAGAAAAUUGGGGAAUGUUUGGACCUUCAUUUCAAGUGCCCUUGCGGAAAAGGCUAUAAAAUUCUUCUAUCUGGAAAGAACUGCUAUUACAAGCUCAUCUAGAUUUGGUUCUUACCAUCAACGGUUGAGUGCUCAUCAAUCAUUAUAUGUCAACUUCAUUUCUUUUGUUAGAAUUUAUUCUUCUGGUACCUGCACCAGUUUGAGGAAUUGUAGCUUUUAUUUUCUUUUUGGCACAUCUUUGAACCGAGUAACCCGUUUCGGACUUCAACUUGCUUA
Gossypium raimondii (Peruvian cotton) is the source of this 973-nucleotide messenger RNA. RefSeq lists its product as hypothetical. Lineage: Eukaryota; Viridiplantae; Streptophyta; Magnoliopsida; Malvales; Malvaceae. The record is from RefSeq and is a predicted model, not a curated record.